Molecule: messenger RNA, 2905 nt
Organism: Linum trigynum
Lineage: Eukaryota; Viridiplantae; Streptophyta; Magnoliopsida; Malpighiales; Linaceae
Source: the annotation of a GenBank genome assembly
UACGGAGGUUUGGCGCCAACUAAAACUGCCGAAACUUUUAUUUUUGGGAGUUGGCGCCAUUUUAGUUUCCCGCUUCCCCAUUACUCCUGAGACUUCCUCUCCAAUCUUCUUCCCCAUUAGAAAAACCCUAAAAAACAAAAUUCACUCUCAUCUUCCUCUUCCUCCCCUUCGCUAUCAAUCAGUCUCUUUAGUCUCAUUCUCCGGCCCCAUACUUCCCGGCGAACUAACUUAUUGAAUAAGUGGAAGAAGUGUACGUGCUCCGGCGACGACGGCGGCUAGAUGUUUUACUCGCAGACGUUUUUGGCUCGAAAGGGCCCGCUGGGUACGGUCUGGUGCGCCGCUCACCUUCAGCACAGGCUCAAGAAAUCUCAUUACACUUCCACUGAUAUCAAAGCCGUCGUCGACCACAUAAUGUGCCCAGAAGUGCCGAUUGCGCUUCGGAUGUCUGGCCACCUUUUGCUAGGAGUUGCUAGGAUCUACUCCAAGAAAGUGGAUUAUCUAUUUCAGGACUGUAAUUUAAUGAAGCUUAGUUUGAGAAAUGCCUUCACCAUCACAGUAGACAUCAAUCUGCCAGAGAAUGCCAAAACAGCCAAGCCGGAUGCUGUUACUUUGCCCCAAACAUUUGACCUAGAUGCACUGGAGGUCGAUGAUGACAUCCACAAUAUUUAUGGGUCUCCAGAUAGUCAUUGCAAAACUCGAGAGGAAAUCACGCUGGAUGAUCAGAUCCCUACAGGGAGAGAGCCGUUUGUUGCUAUAACUUUUGACGAGGACAUCACAAUGGAUGAUACUUCACAGCAAGACCUGGCUCGUGAUUUGGGAGUUAGACCAGUAGUGGAAGACCCCGAUCGUGAUGAAAACAACCACAGAGGAGGUGGUCCAAGCAAUGACACAGAAAUGCUUACUGAACCUGCAGAUUUUGGGGAUGUCGGUCCAAGCAAUGAUACAGAAAUGCUCACUGAACCUGUAGAGUUUGGGGAUGUCGGUCCAAGCAAUCAGACCGAAGUGCUCACUCAAGCAACAGGAUUACAGGAUCCUGGGCCGAGCAAUCAGACAGAAGUGCUCACCGGAUCGGCAGAAGCAUCACAGGGCACUGGCACAAGGGAUCGUACUAUGAUGGAUGAUGUACUUACUGAGAAUGUGGAACCUGGUCAAGUUGAAAAAAUUCGUGAUGCUCGUGAUUCUAGUCCAAGAAGAGCACCACUUGUGUCUCCGGAUAUGGAAAAGGAUGAUGCUGCUGAUCGAAACCGGCUUCGAGAAAAAGAUUUGCUUGAGAGUGGGAUUAAUAUUCGGAUUCCAGAAGAGCCUUCCUCUUCAGGGGUACACUCUUUUCGACUUAGGCCACAUUCAGAACCUCCUACCUCUGCUGUCUCUGGAGGAUCGGGACUUUUCCUUGAUGAAAAUAUGUCUCCUGGCCAAGCAACACCUGGACUUGCUAUGGUUGUUGCACCUUCACCUGUUCAGCAACCACAGCGGAGGGCCAGAAGGAGAAAUUAUUUCUUCGAUCACGCAACAGUAUUGACGAACAAGUUUGUAAAGAAGGGUUUGAAUGAUUGUACUGAUUUGUUGCGCAAAAAGAGGGCUCCGCCUUCUGCUUUGAGCGUCUGGAAGCUGAACAAGAAAUCAAGGAAAGAACAAGUUUUUCAUGAGCCGUUAAUAACAGGCUUGUCCCCAGAUAUAAGUACCUACUUUGACGCGGACCAUAGCUUUGCUAAUCGUCAUCCAAUUCCUCAACUGGAAGAUAUUGCUGAGCCUAGUGGUCCUUCAUCUCCUAUUCAGUCAACUGCUGUAGAUGUCAAUCCAGAGCCUACAGUUCCAAAUUCUCCUCCUGUGAUUCAACCCAUCUCGCCUAGAAAUGUCCAUUCUCAAUCUAAAGCUCCCUCAGAUGAUCCCACCACUACCACCGUGGAGCCCACUAAUGGGAAGUCGGCAAACCCAGAGGCUAAUGAUACUGAUACGGGCAUGGAUAUGGAUAUUGAUAUUGACAUUGAACGUGUUCGGGAUGAUGGAGGAGGCCAUCACAGUAAUGAUGAUGUUCUAAAUGAAUUUUCGAUGAAUUCUCCUGUUCAAUAUGGGCCUUUUCCUAGACAAGAUGCCUCGACUCCCAGUCCAAAGCAUGUGCAUUCAACCACAGUCCGUGAUGGGGCAGGAAACACAGGUGCAAGUGACAUGCUGCAUACUGCAACAGACUUUGCUGCCUCCACUAGCACAUUCAGUUCAGUGUUGAGGACUCCAAGAAUGUUUGGAGAGGACACUCAGCUCUCAAAUAUUCUUGAAGUGAUGGAUAGCGCGGAAUCAGAAGGCCGUUAUUCUGGUGGGGGAGAUAGCACGCCUGCUCCUGGGUUUUAUAAGGUAGGCAGUCAAGGAGUUCACCAAUUGUCUGGUAGAACCAGGGCUGUGGCUCAGUACUUGGAAAGACAAUCUCCUAAUACUCCAACCUUGGGAGAAGAUCAAACCAGAGAUAUCAGUCUCAACAAGCUCCUAGAAGGGAAGACCAGGACGGUGUGUGCCCGAAUGUUCUUCGAGACUCUGGUUCUGAAGAGCCAUGGAGUCGUUGAUGUCGAACGAGAGAAGGAACAGGGCCGAGUUCUUCUGAAGCUUGAUGUGGAACAAGAGGAGCCCUAUGGCGACGUUCAUUUGAAGCUGACCCGUUUGGCAACAUAACAUAUCAGUAGUAGUGCAUUGGCAUAUAUGAGGCAUUAAUUAGGUCACGAACCAUGAUUUUGAAGUCCAGGUUUGUGAUUAUGAAGUAUGAUAGUAGGUUUUGGUAGAAGUAGGACUAGUUAGUUAAUUUAUAUAGAGGGAUAGUGUUCUGUUACAGGCAGAAGGAUGAGCAGAGUCCAUCCAUAUGGUUGCUUGAUUGUAUACAAAGAUAAUUGACCAGUAAAACUAAACCAGCUGUUGAUCU